CGGGACGGCGGAGCCAUGUUGCGGGCGGCGGCGGCGGCGCGCGGCGUGAGGAGGGCGGCAUCGCUGCUGCACCAGUUUCAGAGGCUUCAGAGUACGUUGGUCAUAGCAGAACACAACAAUGAGACUCUUACACCCAUUACACUCAAUGCAGUCACUGCAGCAAAACGUCUCGGAGGCGAAGUUUCCUGUUUGGUUGCUGGGACCAGUUGUGACAAGGUAGCACAAGAGCUCAGCAAGGUGCAGGGUGUUGCAAAAGUGCUUGUGGCUCAGCACGACCUAUUCAAGGGAUUUCUAGCAGAGGAGCUGACUCCCUUGGUUUUGGAAACUCAGAAACAAUUUAAAUACACUCACAUUUGUGCUGGAGCAUCUGCCUUUGGGAAGAAUCUUAUUCCCAGAGUGGCUGCUAAGCUGGAUGUUGCUCCUGUUUCUGACAUCAUUGAGAUCAAAUCACCCAACACUUUUGUGAGAACUAUCUAUGCAGGAAAUGUUCUUUGCACCGUCCAGUGUGAUGAAGCAGUUAAAGUGUUUUCUGUACGGGGAACCUCUUUUGAGGCUGCACCAACGAGCGGCGGCAGCGCCAGUGUGGAGAAAGUGACCCCUCCAGCACCUGUUGGUCUGUCGGAAUGGAUUGAGCAGAAGCUGUCAAAAAGUGACCGGCCUGAGCUUACGAGUGCAAGAGUGGUUGUAUCAGGUGGAAGAGGCUUAAAGAGUGGUGAAAAUUUUAAGUUGCUCUAUGAUCUUGCGGACCAAUUGAAUGCUGCAGUUGGAGCUUCCCGUGCAGCUGUAGAUGCUGGCUUUGUUCCUAAUGACAUGCAAGUUGGACAGACGGGUAAAAUAGUAGCACCAGAACUCUAUAUUGCUGUGGGAAUAUCUGGAGCAAUCCAACACUUGGCUGGGAUGAAGGACAGCAAGGGUGGGAAGUCUGACUGUGGAGAUGAGGUAGAGAACCAGAUCUUACAAAAAGUCCCUUCAGCAAGAGGAGGCAGAGGAGGGCUGGGGCUGCCAACUGCAGCUGAAGGCAGAUGCUUUUGGAGCAGCCAUUGCUACUUUGUUUUGGUCAGUGUGACGCAGCAUUUCCCACUGAGGCUUCAGGGCUGUGGGCCUGAAGGAGGAAGCGCAGGGAGCUGAGUCUGCAGGGUUGGUGGCUGGAGGCGUGCUGUGUGGUGAAGGGACAAGCGCUGAGAGUUGCAGUUCCUGCAAGCCUCUCCCUUGUGCCAGGUGAGGGCAGGGGCUGGGGGCCUGCUGCCUGCCCACAGCAGGGCUCGCUGGGGAUGUACAGCUGUGUUCUCUGCAGUCUCAGCCAGUCUGUCCUGCCCACUGCAGCCAUGGGUACGAGUCCUCGUGUUCCUUGGAGAAGCUCUGGGAACACAUGGUGGGGCCUCAGAGCACGGCUUCAGUCUUUUGAAUUAAUAUCCUAUCACAACCUGGGUUUUGCUUCCUGCGCUGUAGAGCUGUUAGCAAAGGCUUGCAUUGGCAAAAGGAGUAACAGAAAUAGAAAAUGAGAAGCUUUGGGAGGAAUGUGUUGGGCAGGUAUACUGGCAUCUUGCAGCUCUGUGCUCGUGAGCUGGCGAGAAGGCAGCAGCAGGGUGCUGCUGUAGGUACUGCCUUGUUGUGUAAACCAUGUGGUUCUCCUUUACAGCAAGUCAUGGGAUACAAACGAGCUGUGAAGGAAGGAGGUUUCUGUAGGCUUAAAAACACAGGAUUUGUGAACUUUCAUCUGUGAGUUAUUGCCACCAAUGUAUGCUACUGAGCCAUUAAUUUUGUCAGGCAAGUACAGUCGGUGGAGGGAGCAAAGCAUAUGAGAACCAUGAACUGUGGCUACCUGGGAAUGGCAGGUAGGUGUGCAGAGGAAAUGUUGGUUAGAGCUGUCCUGGGGAAUCCGUUGCCUCAAAUCUGAGUGGAAGCAGUGAGGUGGAGAGGCAGUGGCAGAGUGCUGUGGUUUAGGCCAACGGGUGUUAGGAUCGUUUUAUGAGCUGUUGCUUAUUUAGAAUUUUGUUCCUCCUUCAUGGAAUCUCCCCAUCCUGUUGGAGAUUCAGCUUUGGACACCCACACUUAUUUUGCUGGAAACUGUCACAGACAUUUACGAUGGGAUUUACCUUUUAUGAAAGAGUUCAAAUUGGGGAAGGCAUUUUCUGGACUGCUGUGUUGGGAUUUAGCUCAAGUGCGUUUUUCUGCUGUGUGACACAAUAAAUUACACGGCCUGCUGUAAGUACGGGGGCCUUUGGCACAGCUCUGUUACAUUUAUUUUAAGUAAGUGCUACCUCUGAUUUAUUUCUGUAAUGUUAUGGCUUAAAUAUUGCAGGUAAUCUGUUGUAGUUUUUUUUUUCCAGACUUUACUUUCUUCAAGGGGGGAGCGCCCCUGCAUGAGGGAUUGUUCAGGAAUAGACUUUGCUGUUAUUAGGACUGCAUGGCUCAGUGUUGGAGAGCGUGAUGGUGGGCUUUCAUGGGCGGUGGGGGUUGGGUUUGGUUUUGAAAGCAAAGCAGAAUGGGAAGAUAUCUGUCAAAUGCUGCAAUCUGUAACCUGCUGCCCCCAAAGCCAGGAGCAAAGUCAGCCCGUUUCCUCAGGUCUCUGCCAUCUGCUCCUCCAUGAUGAUCACAGUGUUCAUGUGGUGCUUU
Molecule: messenger RNA, 2616 nt
Organism: Lagopus leucura (white-tailed ptarmigan)
Lineage: Eukaryota; Metazoa; Chordata; Aves; Galliformes; Phasianidae
Gene: ETFA
Product: electron transfer flavoprotein subunit alpha
Exons: 11
Coding region: 16-1128 (370 amino acids)
Cellular component (GO): mitochondrion
Molecular function (GO): electron transfer activity; flavin adenine dinucleotide binding
Source: RefSeq, a predicted model, not a curated record